AACAGCACAUCACAUGACAUUCAUGUGACUCCUGAGUCAUGUGCGCAUGAGCGAAAUGGUAAAAGGUACCGAAGACGAUGGGUAGUGAUUUUCUAGAUUUUUUGGUUUUUAUAUUUUUCUUAUUCAUAUCACGGUGUUGUGCCGAUGAUUGCAAGAUAGGGGAGAUAGAUCUCAGCCCAUUACAACGGGUACCAUGGAUAGUCAAGACCGAUACUAAUGCCAGUGGCCAAGCAACAGACUAUAAGAUAAAUAUUUGUGGAGAGGUUCCAGGUUCCAGCUGUCCAGCAGGGACAUCAGUGUGUAGGACCCGUGGUCAACAGGCUGUGUCCAUUGGAAACUUGACCAGCUCUUUGGUGUACCAUGAAACCCCAACCAGAAGAGAGGUGGUUGUAAAUCUCACAGGAUCUCCAUGUGCGGAGGUGCCCGGAGAAAACUUGAAGACCUUCAUUAUCCUGAAAUGUGGAAAAACUUUGGGUUCUCCAGUUUUCCUAGACUCGCACCUCUGUGACACAUACUUUGAAUGGCAUACUACAGCUGCAUGUAAAGAUGACCAUAGCGAGAUACAGGAGCCGUGUUAUAUCUAUGACGCUAACGGCCAGAAACACGAUCUAAGUCCGCUGAUUAAGCUAAAAGGAGGACAUCAAGUCAAUAAGGCUUCCAGGACCUAUGAUUUUUAUAUCAAUAUUUGUAGAGAUAUUACCCCAGAUGAGUCCACGCAAGGCUGUAGUGGCAGCAGCAGCUGCUAUAUUGUAGAUGGGAAGGCAUAUGGAAUGGGCCGUCCUCGCGAUGGACUGAAAAUUACUGCCGAUGGGGAGUUAAUGCUGCACUAUACAAGUGAAGAAACUCCUGCGAUCUGUACACAUCCACCUUCCACUACAAUAAAUUUCAUUUGCCCAAAGAGAGGAGGGGGGAAAGAUCCUGAGUUGAUAUCAGAUGCUGACUGUAAUUACCGUGUUAACUGGGUCACCGAAGCCGCCUGCCAUGAAGAUUUCCUGACCUCAAAAUCUUGUAAACUUUCCAAAGAGCAACAUGAUGUAGACUUUGAUUUGACGCCACUGAAACAUAUUCCAACACGCCCAUACCAUGUGAAUAGCACACAGGAAGGGACUGUCUACGAUUACUACCUCAAUGUCUGUGGGGACUCUAUGGCAGUGCAGUGUCCAAACCAGACCAGUUUUACAGACAACACCCUGGGCUGUCAGGCUGUCCAUGGACUGCCAAAUACUGCACAUGUUAUUGGGAGGAAGACGCAUCAGGAGCUUAGGUACUGGGACAAUCAGCUGACCUUGACCUACAGAGGGGGUGACCCUUGCAGCAAUGGAUUCCAAAGAGAGAUGAUAAUUACAUUUACAUGUAACAAGACAGCAGGUCCUGGCUCCCCAGUGUUUAACACAGAGUCAGAGGAGAAGUGUACCUACCUAUUUGACUGGGAGACGGAGUAUGCCUGCCUGGACCACCCCACGCAGUGCCGCGCAGACUUUGGCAGCAAGAGGUUUGAUCUCUCCGUACUGAUCAGAGAAACAGGAAACAACUGGGAGGCUGUGAGAGCAGGCCACAGUGAUGAGCAGGAUGAAGCUCAGUAUUUCAUCAACAUAUGUAACGAUGUACUGAGACAAGGAGAGGCAGCACAGUGUCCAGAGCAUUCUGCUGUCUGUAUGAUCCCCAAAGAUGGGUCUGCCCAAAACCUUGGUUCAUAUGUACAAAACCCUGUCUACCAGUCAAACCAUAUAGUACUGAACUAUACUGGUGGAGACGACUGUGCCUCGGGAGGAAAGAAACACUCUAUUAUUACCUUUAUAUGUAGACCAGGUGACCUACAGAGCGCCCCUACUCUCAUCAGGAAGUCAGCAGACCUCUGUUUUUACGAAUUUGAGUGGCAAACGGCUGCAGCGUGUGCACUGGGGCGCAAGCUGGGGACUGAUUGUAAAGUUUAUGAUGAUGAUGCUGGAUUCAGCUUUGACCUGAAUAGGCUAAAGUUGACAGGAGAGAAAGCUUUCUACAACGUCUCCCAUGAUCACCACGAUUACUUCAUCAAUGUGUGCUCACCUGUUACUGGGACCAAAUGUAACCAAGGGCAACAUGCCAAUGCUGGAGUUUGUCAACAGGAGCGAGGGGAUUCAAAUAAUAGCAGGUACUGGAACCUUGGAGAACCCUCUACAAGUCUCAGCUACUAUGAUGGACUGAUAAACCUGACCUACUCCAAUGGUGACAACUACAACUCCCACCCUCCAAGACCAAGGGUCACUGAGAUUGCUUUUCUUUGUGACCUCGAUGCUGGGCGCGGGUCACCUGUAUGGGUACAAGAGACCAAUCGCUCCUAUGUGUUUGAGUGGAAAACCAAGUAUGCUUGUCCUGAUGUUCCCAUAGAGUGCGUGGCAACUGAUGAAGUUACUGGGAAACAGUACGAUUUGUCCAGCUUGGCCAAGUCCGAAAAUGGUGGAAAUUGGGUAACGGCAGAUAAGAAGAAUGAUUCCUUAACCUACAACUUCUACAUUAACCUUUGUCGGCCCCUGAAUCCAGUCAACGUAGAGAGUGGAUGUGACCCCACCGCUGCCGUUUGUAUGACAACCAUAACAAAUAGACAGGAGAAAGUUUCCAUAUCAAACAUGGGUGAGGCCAAGACCAGCCCCAGGGUCAGCCAGACCGAUGAAGGACCAGACAUAUUGAUAGAGUACCUGAAUGGAGGGCAGUGCACCUUGUCCAAUGGCACUUUGACACAGUACAGCACCAGGAUCCAUUUUAUUUGUAAGAAAGGGGAUUUGACCUCUGGCCCUAGCAGCUACCAGGUUGACAGCUGUACCUACGUAUUUCGCUGGGAGACGGAGGCUGCCUGUGACAUCAAGGAUACAGAGGGUGGCAAUGGCGAACCUUGCACGGUGAAAGAUCCCAACUCUGAGUAUGUCUUCAAUCUUCAGCCUCUCAGGAAAACAGGAGGAGAGGUGUACUUGGUUCAUGAUGCUGUUAAUAACCAAAAUUACAUGGUGAACAUCUGUGGUAACCUGAGCACCCAGGUGACCAGUUGCCGCGGCGCCGCGGCCUGUCAGGUCUCCAGUGAUAACAGCACGGGAAACAGACUGGGCCCCUACUACACCAACUCUACCCAGCUGGAGUACUCUGAUGACGGCCAGCUGAAGCUGACUUACUAUGGGGACAGAGACGUGAGCACAGGGAUGCGUACAACCACAGAAAUAACCUUCACCUGUGACAAGACAGUCCCCUUGGGGGCACCAGUGUUCUCCAAGCAAGAGGGACACAAGUACAUCUUCACCUUUCACACAUCCCUGGCCUGUCCUCCUGAGCCAGUCGAAUGCAGUGUGUACGAUCACUAUGGCAACAUGUACGACCUGAAUCCAUUGUCAAAAACAACUGGGAACUGGCAGGCAAUAGACACCAAGGAGGGCGACACGAAUAGCGUCUACUAUAUCAAUGUGUGCAGACCUAUCAACAUGGUGGCCGGCUCCAGUUGUCCAGGUGGACCUGUAGGUGGAUGUGUUGUCAAAAGCACUGGCUCCUUCAACAUGGGUUAUAUACAGAGCAAACCUGUGGUGGCAGCGGAUGGGACCGUCACGGUCAGGUACAUAGGGGGCGCCCUGUGUCACCGCGGAAAAGAAAAUCAGAAUCAUCGCAGCACAAGGAUUAUAUUUUCUUGCGCAGAAAAGGAGCAUGGUCCAGUGUUCUAUCAUAAAAUUGACUGUGAAUACUUUUUUACUUGGGAUACACCAGCAGCAUGCCCAGUCAGGAGAGAAAUUGGUGCCAGUUGUGCCGUUAGGGAUCCAGUUUAUCACUACCCAUACAACCUGAAUGGCUUGAGGAACACCACCACGCCUUAUAACGUGUCUGCAGACGGCAGCUGGUUUCUCCUCAAUGUGUGUGAUGACAUCAAGAAGGGUUCUGCGAAUUGCGAUCCUGGCAGACACGUGGGAAGCUGUCAGGUAGAGAAAGUACUGAGUGGAGUACCAGGGUCAUGGAGAAACAACUGGGAAGCUGUAAGAGCGGGCCACAGUGAUGAGCAGGAUGAAGCUCAGUAUUUCAUCAACAUAUGUAACGAUGUACUGAGACAAGGAGAGGCAGCACAGUGUCCAGAGCAUUCUGCUGUCUGUAUGAUCACCAAAGCUGGGUCUGCCCAAAACCUUGGUUCAUAUGUACAAAACCCUGUCUACCAGUCAAACCAUAUAGUACUGAACUAUACUGGUGGAGACGACUGUGCCUCGGGAGGAAAGAAACACUCUAUUAUUACCUUUAUAUGUAGACCAGGUGUGUAUGGAACAUGUAAGCUUUGUGACCUACAGAGCGCCCCUACUCUCAUCAGGAAGUCAGCAGACCUCUGUUUUUACGAAUUUGAGUGGCAAACGGCUGCAGCGUGUGCACUGGGGCGCAAGCUGGGGACUGAUUGUAAAGUUUAUGAUGAUGAUGCUGGAUUCAGCUUUGACCUGAAUAGGCUAAAGUUGACAGGAGAGAAAGCUUUCUACAACGUCUCCCAUGAUCACCACGAUUACUUCAUCAAUGUGUGCUCGCCUGUUACUGGGACCAAAUGUAACCAGGGGCAACAUGCCAACGCUGGAGUUUGUCAACAGGAGCGAGGGAGUUCAAAUAAUAGGUACUGGAACCUUGGGGAACCCUCUACAAGUCUCAGCUACUACGACGGACUGAUAAACCUGACCUACACCAACGGUGACAACUACAACUCCCACCCUCCAAGACCAAGGGUCACUGAGAUUGCCUUUCUUUGUGACCUCGAUGCUGGGCGCGGGUCACCUGUAUGGGUACAAGAGACCAAUCGUUCCUAUGUGUUUGAGUGGAAAACCAAGUAUGCUUGUCCUGAUGUUCCCAUAGAAUGCGUGGCAACUGAUGAAGUUACUGGGAAACAGUACGAUUUGUCCAGCUUGGCCAAGUCCGAAAAUGGUGGAAAUUGGGUAACGGCAGAUAAGAAGAAUGAUUCCUUAACCUACAACUUCUACCUUAACCUGUGUCGGCCCCUGAAUCCAGUCAACGUAGAGAGUGGAUGUGACCCCACUGCUGCCGUUUGCAUGACAACCAUAACAAAUAGACAGGAGAAAGUUUCCAUAUCAAACAUGGGUGAGGCCAAGACCAGCCCCAGGGUCAGCCAGACCGAUGAGGGACCAGACAUAUUGAUAGAGUACCUGAAUGGAGGGCAGUGCACCUUGUCCAAUGGCACUUUGACACAGUACAGCACCAGGAUCCAUUUUAUUUGUAAGAAAGGAGAUUUGACCUCUGGCCCUAGCAGCUACCAGGUUGACAGCUGUACCUACGUAUUUCGCUGGGAGACGGAGGCUGCCUGUGACAUCAAGGAUACAGAGGGUGGCAAUGGCGAACCUUGCACGGUGAAAGAUCCCAACUCUGAGUAUGUCUUCAAUCUUCAGCCUCUCAGGAAAACAGUAGGAGAGGUGUACUUGGUUCAUGAUGCUGUUAAUAACCAAAAUUACAUGGUGAACAUCUGUGGUAACCUGAGCACCCAGGUGACCAGCUGCCGUGGCGCUGCGGCCUGUCAGGUCUCCAGUGAUAACAGCACGGGAAACAGACUGGGUCCUUACUACACGAACUCUACCCAGCUGGAGUACUCUGAUGAUGGCCAGCUGAAGCUGACUUACUAUGGGGAUAGAGACGUGAGCACAGGGAUGCGUACAACCACAGAGAUAACCUUCACCUGUGAUAAAACAGUACCCUUGGGGGUGCCAGUGUUCUCCAAGCAAGAGGGGCACAAAUACAUCUUCACCUUUCACACAUCCCUGGCCUGUCCCCCUGAGCCGGUCGAAUGCAGUGUGUACGAUCACUAUGGCAACAUGUACGACCUGAAUCCAUUGUCAAAAACAACUGGGAACUGGCAGGCAAUAGACACCGAGGAAGGAGACACGAAUGGCGUCUACUAUAUCAAUGUUUGCAGACCUAUCAACAUGGUGUCCGGCUCCAGUUGUCCAGGUGGACCUGUAGGUGGAUGUGUUGUCAAAAGCACCGGCUCCUUCAACAUGGGAUACAUACAGAGCAAACCUGUGGUGGCAGCGGAUGGGACUGUCAUGGUCAGGUACAUAGGGGGCGCCCUGUGUCACCUCGGAAAAGAAAAUCAGAAUCAUCGCAGCACAAGGAUUAUUUUUUCUUGCGCCGAAAAGGAGCAUGGUCCAGUGUUCUCUGAUAAAUCUGACUGUGAAUACUUCUUUACUUGGGAUACACCAGCAGCAUGCCCAGUCAGGAGAGAAAUUGGUGCCAGUUGUGCCGUUAGGGAUCCAGUUUAUCACUACCCAUACAACCUGAAUGGCUUGAGGAACACCACCACGCCUUAUAACGUGUCUGCAGACGGCAGCUGGUUUCUCCUCAAUGUGUGUGAUGACAUCAAGAAGGGUUCUGCGAAUUGCGAUCCUGGCAGACACGUGGGAAGCUGUCAGGUAGAGAAAGUACUGAGUGGAGUACCAGGGUCAUGGAGUGCAGGUAUAGCCAAUGGAAAUCUCACGUAUGAAGAUGGCAUAAUGAGCCUGAAGUACACUGGAGGCGAUGGAGGUUGCCGUGGCAACCAUACCCGCUCAACCUUGAUCAGAUUUCAGUGCGAUCACUCAACGUCAGGGGUCACCAAAGGCCCUAUGUUUAUCGAAAGAACAGAUGACUGUAUGUACGUGUUUGAAUGGAGGACGUCGUAUGCGUGUGCCCUGUUCAAAGUAGUCGAGUGCAUUUACCGUGAUGCCCAGAACAACCAGUACGACCUGAGCAGUUUAACCUUGGCCAGGGGCAAUUAUAACGUCACUGAUUCGGCUUCUCCACGCAAAAAGUUCAUCAUCAAUGUCUGCUCCACUGUAGUCCAUGAAAAAAAUGUAAUGUGUCCCCAUAAGUCUGCAGCCUGCCUGAUCAAUCUGGAUGAAAGAAACUAUACAAAGAGAUUUCAUGAUCUUGGAGAGGUGACUGACCAGCCGUUCUCUAUGGUCAACAACAGACUGACCCUCACCUACACCAAUGGAGAACCAUGUGCUAUGGGUAGUGGGAAUUCUAAAACUAUCAUCACCUUUGAAUGUGACCAUGCUGCUAUUGAUACCAAUCCCGUGUACACUCUGACAGAGAACUGUGACUACCACUUUAUGUGGAGAACCAGUGCAGCGUGUCCUGUGAAUCACGGAGGAGAUACGACCAGGAAUAACUGCACUGCUGUCAACCCAGUCACAGGUUACACAUUUGACUUGAAAUCAUUGGCCAAGGACACUGGGUACAGUGUGAGAGACGCCAGUGGGCAGAGGAUGGAUAUAAACAUCUGUGCUCCUGUGAAGAAUGCUCCCGUGGGAUGUGGGGACAAUUCAGGAGCCUGUCAGACAGUCGUGACCAAUGAGAGGCACUCUUACAACAGUGGCAUAGCCAAUGCAAGGUUACAAUACGAUGAUGGAUCGUUGAUGUUAAACUAUUCCGGAGGCGAUAAAUGCCCGAAUACUGGGCUGUCCAGGAAUACGAUCAUUACCUUUGUGUGUGGGGCACAGGGGUCAGGGACGGGGACACCUCAGUAUAUUGAUGAUGUGGAUGGGUGUACAUUUUAUAUCGUGUGGCAUACAGAAUUGGCUUGUGAAACACAGGUACACUGUGCAGUGGACACUGCCCAGGGCACUAUUGACCUGUCCCCCCUCAUCAUGACCAGUGGUCACCACCUGGCCAUGAACACUGCCCCAGACUCCAAGGACCCCGGAGCCACCUUCUACAUCAACAUCUGCCGUCCUCUCAACCCUAUCCAAGGAACGCUGUGUCCAGCGGGGGCAUCUGCUUGCAGAGUGAAGACUGGAGACUCUCCUCUGGGUCUAGGGAAGUCCCGUGCCCCUCCAUCCGUGGACACGUCCUCUGGUAAGGUGACACUGAUUUAUGACCACGGUGACAAGUGCAGUUCCAAUCCAGCCAAGAACAUCAGCUCCAGGGUGAUAUUUGAGUGCCAGCAGGGCUCACAGCAGGGCCAGCCUUAUCUAGAGGAUGUGACAGACUGUGAGUAUGUAUUUGUUUGGAGAACCAACAUCAUUUGCCCAGAAGCCACUCCAGUGGUUCAUGACCAGUGUACCUUCUAUGAUAGCAAGACCAGACACACCUUUGAUUUAACAUCCCUCAGAAAGACUUCAUCAGAUCCGCAGGGCUAUUAUCAGGUUUCAGACUACAAGUUAAAUGUGUGCGGUCCUCUGUAUGGGGUCUCCAGCAGUUGCAACAGUGCAGGGGUUUGUAAGAGCGACAGCGUCGUGUUUGGUUCUGCAGCCUCCUCCACCAUCACUUAUGAAGGUGGGAUGCUAAAGCUAACAUACACCGACGGGGGAACCUGCGCCAGUAGUGGACCUGGAAAAGCAUCAUCCCAAAUUAUAUUUGAGUGUGACAGAACAGCAGGGGCAAGCCAGCCAACAUUACUGACUCAAAGUGCUUGCGAUGUUGCUUUCACAUGGAAGACUCCCUUGGCCUGUCCUCCUGUGACAGAAGAGUGCUUUCUGUCUCAUGGUGGCAAUUUGUACGAUCUGCGCCUUCUGUCCAGAGAAACUGGAAGUUGGAAAGUUGAGGAUGCUGAUGGAAAUAUGUACUGGAUUAAUGUAUGUCAGGGGAUUCACAGCGGGCAUGAACAGUGUCCGUCAGAUGCUGCAGUCUGUAUAAAACAGAAAGACGGAACGGUCAACUCAUUAGGCUCGGUAAUAACACAGCAACUCACAAUGGAGGGGGAUGACAACGUUUUAGUACUGAAAUACACCGCCGGGGGUAAUGCUUGUGGCCAUGGCAACCCUUCAGCUUCUACAGUUAUUAAAUUCGAGUGCAGUAACACAGUUGGAGGACCAGUUUUUAUACCAAGCCAAGACCAGACAGGCAAAUGUGAGUUUAAUUUCCUCUGGAAAACCUCCAUUGCCUGCAAGGAGGAAGUGGAGAGUCUGAAAAAUGAGAAUGGCAUACUCCAGGACCCUAAGACACAAGGUGUGAUAGACCUGAGAAAUAUCUCUCAAAAAUAUCAUUAUGCAGAUGAGCUGCGUGGCUCCGACCACUACAGAUACCUCAUAGACCUGGGCUCUGGAGAGGCCGUCUCUGAUGUGCCAGAAUGCAAAGGUGCUGCCAUCUGUCAGACGAAAGUGGGGGCGCAAUUCUACAGACAUUUAGGCACCAUGAACAGCAGCAAGUUCUACUUAGAAGAUAAUGUGUUGGAGAUGAUAAUGGAGUCUCCCAGUGCCUGUGGUAAGGAUAACACGAAGACAGUGCGCACUAUCAUAGACUUCUAUUGUACUGAGGAGUGGGGAGAACCUGCAUUUGACUUUGAGUCCCACUCCUGUGAAUAUCUCUUUGAUUGGGGCACCCCAGCAGCAUGUGUGCAGUUUGACAUCCAUAAUCCAAGCCCAGUGCCCCAUGACCAUGACAGCGGCUCAGGGGGUCACACUGGGCCAACCCAGGGGGGACCACCUAGUGCCUCAACCAUUGCUGCCAUUAUAUCUACAUUCAUGGGGGUCAUAUUACUAUGUCUGUUAGUCAUAUACUUCCAUAAGGAAGAAAGAAGAGAGUCAGUUUAUAAUGUGUUGGAGAUGAUAAUGGAGUCUCCCAGUGCCUGUGGUAAGGAUAACACGAAGACAGUGCGCACUAUCAUAGACUUCUAUUGUACUGAGGAGUGGGGAGAACCUGCAUUUGACUUUGAGUCCCACUCCUGUGAAUAUCUCUUUGAUUGGGGCACCCCAGCAGCAUGUGUGCAGUUUGACAUCCAUAAUCCAAGCCCAGUGCCCCAUGACCAUGACAGCGGCUCAGGGGGUCACACUGGGCCAACCCAGGGGGGACCACCUAGUGCCUCAACCAUUGCUGCCAUUAUAUCUACAUUCAUGGGGGUCAUAUUACUAUGUCUGUUAGUCAUAUACUUCCAUAAGGAAGAAAGAAGAAACUCAUUUAAAACUAGAGUGAAGAUCUGUUUUGGAAGGUCAUCGGUUCCAAAUUAUCAAUAUUCAGUUUUAAAUCAAGGGGACGAUGACUUGUUUGAAGAGCUUGUCAGAGAUAUAUCCGAGGCAGGAGAGGAGGAAGUGAACAUAAUGAGGUCAGCGUCGCGGAAAAAGAAAUAUGACGAGGAACUUUUGACUGACCCAAGUAUUGUACAGACAAGUUUCCAUGACGACAGUGACGAUGAAAUUUUGACAUGAAAACAGUUCAUCUGUUAUCUCUACAUUCAUGUACAUGUUAUUAAAAUACACAGAGGUAGACACAGACUUAUUUUAUAAAGAGGAGUGGAACAGACCCACAUAUAGAGGAGAGGCCACUGUAUCAGGAUUUGCCUAUUUAUUUCUAGAACAAAAAAAAAAAAAAAAAAAAGGUGGCCCAUGCCUCUACACAUUCCCUUUCAUAUCUGCUUCUGUGAUAAUGCUGCGGUGCUAUGUAGUAUAUUAAUGGGGUGAUGCCUGUUACAGUUUUGUCAUAACUGGAGUGCCGGAUGGAUCUUUAUGUCCCAUGUAUGCUACAGUGUGGUGACAGUGAAGUGUGUGUACAUACGAAAUGUGGCUGUACAGACUAGGUUGAUAAUGGUUAUGAUAAUGAUUAUUUAAAAAAUGAAUGACCAGAAGGUUGAAGAUUUUACAAAAAAAAAAAAUCUUGAAUGCACACAAUUUGAUAUCACUACUGUUAGGUCUGGUUUAAAAAAUAACUAAAAACUUCAGAUAAAUCAGAUAUCUUCCAGCACAGCCUUGGACAACAAAAUCACUGGUUCAUAGUUCUGAGAAAUAUUUUGGAAUCUUUUGUAACUUGUUACUGUAGUAGAUAAAAACAAUAACACUCACAAACACAAUGGGCAGUAGGCCUUUUUAUAUAUCAAAAAUAAUUUCAGAUAUUCUAAUAUUUGAACCUCUCUUAUAAUGGAGAUUAGGAGUGAACUAUUUCACUGUUAUGUCAAAAAUGGUUAUGCGGUACCUGCAAAACAGUAUAUAAAAUAAAUUAAUGAUGGUAAUUUUUUAACAGUUUUGGAUAUUAGAUUUAGUAAUAAUUAUUGGGAAAUUGAAAAAAAAAAUUAGGUAUUUAAUGAAAAGUUCCAAUUGGCAUUGUAUGGGAUAAAUAUAGUCUAACCGAGUUGUUGACAACCCUGGUGGUUAAUCGGCUUGUUUGCAUAAUGGUUUAUGUUGACACCCAGAACUGGUUCAAGUUGAAUUUAGUGGACCUGUCUUAAGAUUUCUCAUUGUGAACUGAUACAGAGGGAUCUCUUUUUUUUUUUUUUUGCAAACUUUCCCAAAACGUCCAUCAGGAACUGGACAUAAUGUGUCAUGGCAAAAUUCUGUCACUUUUUAGUAGAACAUUGGGGAAGGUGAUUUGAUUCUAUCUCUUCUCUGAGAUAAAAUAGCGAAAGGAUAGACUCUGUGUAAUUAACUUUUAAAUUGUGGAUAGUUCUUGCCUAAUUCUUCAGUUUUUUGUUGAAUAACCCCAAAAAUGUUAUUUUAAACCAUUACGUGGAAUUAUUCUGUUUAAGUGAACUAUUGCAAAACUUUCCUAGUAAAUUAUUGAUUUUGUGAAGUAUUGUGGUCUAAAAGCGGAGACCAAAUUUGGGGGCAAAGUUCUUUUUAUAGAAAGCCCCCCUGAAGUAUUUGACAUAUAACAGUAUAUGUCAUGUUACUCAAUACUCCUAUUGUUUUGUUGCUUAUGAUGUUGUAGAACUCGUGUUUGAAAAUGUUUGGUAAGAUAGGUGUAGACGUUUAUUAAACACUCACUUAUGAUGGACAUUGGUAAUAAUUACUGAGUAAUUUGUCAUGUGCCUUAUACUGUCCAUCUGCGCAGUUAUAGUAAUUGCUCACAGAUUUCUAACUUCUUUUUUGACUUAGGAUUUCAUGAUUUCAAGACAUUUUAAUGUUUGACUAACUGCUCCCUCUCCCCCUGCAAA
Messenger RNA from Lingula anatina, 11830 nucleotides. Its product is annotated as cation-independent mannose-6-phosphate receptor. Gene Ontology annotation, molecular function: insulin-like growth factor binding; signaling receptor activity; D-mannose binding. Gene Ontology annotation, biological process: lysosomal transport. The record is from RefSeq and is a predicted model, not a curated record. NCBI's taxonomy places the organism in Eukaryota, Metazoa, Brachiopoda, Lingulata, Lingulida, Lingulidae. Gene Ontology annotation, cellular component: late endosome; plasma membrane; trans-Golgi network.